Messenger RNA from Paralichthys olivaceus (Japanese flounder), 2498 nucleotides. RefSeq names its product gamma-aminobutyric acid receptor subunit gamma-3-like. Gene Ontology annotation, molecular function: inhibitory extracellular ligand-gated monoatomic ion channel activity; GABA-A receptor activity; GABA-gated chloride ion channel activity. Gene Ontology annotation, biological process: nervous system process; chloride transmembrane transport; gamma-aminobutyric acid signaling pathway. Lineage: Eukaryota; Metazoa; Chordata; Actinopteri; Pleuronectiformes; Paralichthyidae. The record is from RefSeq and is a predicted model, not a curated record. Gene Ontology annotation, cellular component: dendrite membrane; postsynapse; GABA-A receptor complex.
CGCAGGAAAAAGUCUGUGGGCGGAUGAGGAAGUUCACUGCUCGGAUUGAUGGUUCCACACCUACUGUACUGGCACUUUUACGCAGCAGCGGCGGCAGCAGCACACGCCGGGGUCUCAAACCACCGAUUCAUUGUGAUCAGAGGUGAUCCGCGCAUGGGAAAAUGACAAUCAAGUUUGUGGUCAUCCUCUGCACACUUCUGCUCGUCCGAGGCGCGCGGUCUGAUCUACUGGAAUAUGGCGACGACUACGAAGAUCAACACGAUACCACCGUAAAUCAAAUGCUGGUGCCCAGGACGCACCAAGAGGAUGCCACACUCAUACUGAACAAUCUGCUCAAGGAAUAUGACAAGACGCUGCGGCCGGACAUCGGAGUGAAACCAACAGUCAUCGAUGUGGGCAUAUAUGUCAACAGCAUCGGGCCUGUGUCAUCCAUCGACAUGGAGUACCAGAUCGAUAUCAUCUUCGCCCAGACCUGGGUGGACACGCGUCUGCGGUAUAACAGCAGCAGCAUGCGGAUUCUAACCCUCAACAGCAAUAUGGUCGGUUUGAUCUGGCUGCCUGACACCAUCUUCAGGAAUUCCAAGACUGCGGACUCUCACUGGAUAACGACACCCAAUCAGCUGCUGCGGAUCUGGAACAACGGAAAAAUACUCUACACACUGAGGAUGACCAUCAACGCAGAAUGCCAGCUGCAACUCCAUAAUUUCCCAAUGGACGAACACUCCUGUCCUCUCGUCUUCUCCAGCUACGGAUACCCGAGAGACGAGAUUGUGUACAAGUGGAAGCGAAACUCUGUGGAGACUUCAGACCAGAAAUACUGGAGGCUCUACCAGUUUGACUUCAUGGGGCUCAGGAACACCACAGAUGUGCUCACGACGACAGCAGGUGACUACAUAUUGAUGACGGUGUACUUUGACCUCAGCAGGCGAAUGGGCUACUUCACCAUCCAGACCUACAUCCCCUGUAUCCUGACUGUGGUCCUCUCCUGGGUCUCCUUCUGGAUCAAGAGCGACGCUACGCCUGCAAGAACGGCCCUAGGUAUCACCACAGUGCUGACGAUGACCACCCUGAGCACGGUGGCCCGAAACUCUCUACCCAGAGUGUCCUACGUGACGGCCAUGGACCUGUUCGUCACCGUCUGCUUCCUGUUCGUCUUUGCCGCCAUGAUCGAGUACGCGAUGCUCAACUACUACUCCUACAGUAUACGCAGACCUCCUGCCAGGAUGCAGAGAAUGGCCUACUCAUCUUUCAACAUGAGUCGCAACCCUCGGACCAUGAUGCCCAUGGGUAAUUCCCUCUUCUGGCACGACUAUGACGACAACUGCCUGUACGAGUGCUUGGACGGGAAGGACUGCAAGAGCUUCUUCUGCUGCUACGAAGAGUGUAAAGAAGGCGGCUGGAGGAAAGGACGGAUCCACGUCAACAUCCGUGAGCUGGAUUCCUACUCUCGGGUGUUUUUCCCCACAUCCUUUUUGCUCUUCAACAUCGUCUACUGGGUCAGCUACCUCUACCUCUAGUCAGUCAUGGGCCGUGAGCCCUUGCUGAAACCGCCGGUGUCCGCGGCUCGUGAUAAGAGGUCAAAACUAAGCGUGGAAGAGGAAGUGAAGGGGAUUCACCCUGCAGGAAGCGUGAAAGACGCAUGCUGCCUCAGGAGUGGUAGGACUGACAAAUACAUGUGAGCUGGUGUGCAGUGGAAAGGCAAUGAUACUUUGAGCUGUGGCAUUGCGAGGAGAAUAAAAUGCUCAGCAGCAGAACCACAAGCCCGUCAACAUUAACUCGAAUGGAAACGUCCCGUUUAUGAUUCGCUCGGAAACCAAACAACAGACAGCUGUGACUUCAGGGGACAGGGGGUUGCAUUGCUGAAUCUUGGUGGACGAGAUGGCGAAGCACCCAUAGUGCCUUCUUUAAAAAGGGUGCCGCAUUGAGAGACGCAGCUUCAGAGUUCCCUUCAUUAUCUUUAUUACCUCAUCCAUCACACCGCUGCAUGCUGAGCUGUUUAUUCUUUGAAGAAACAAAGCCAGAACACAGUUCUCACCACUGGGAAAUGUUUGAAACGGACACUCACCAUUCAUUUUGUAGCACAUUAGCUUUCGUUGUACCCUAGAAUUAGUUCUCCUUCCUAACAAUAGUAAUGUUUUCUUCUUCUUCUUCUUCUUCUUCUUCUUGUUGUUACUGGAAUUAGUUGUGUUUUCACAGCGAGUCAAUGAGGUCACACAUCAGUUGUUGAUUGUUAAAUAUGAGUUUAGGGGCAGUGGUUGUCUGGUAAAAUCUUGUUUACUAAGUCAGUGAGCUUUUGUUCAUGAUGCUUUGUGACCAGACGAUGCAUUUUACAGUAGAUGCCAAGAAGAUUUUUUUUUUUUUACCGAUUGCUGGGUUACAUCCUUACACACCAAAUGUAUAAGAACCGCAUAAAUACAUAACAAUCUAAUACUUAACAUGCUAAUCUCAUCUCCGGGCGUAUUAGGUAUGUUACAGCACAUGAAUAAACAGAUUAGGGU